Molecule: messenger RNA, 1045 nt
Organism: Pseudo-nitzschia multistriata
Lineage: Eukaryota; Bacillariophyta; Bacillariophyceae; Bacillariales; Bacillariaceae
Source: the annotation of a GenBank genome assembly
CUCUCUUUGUUGCAUCGACACCAAAGAGAGGAAGAGGAGGCUCUGAUUCCUCGUGUCAUUUUUCCUACAACAGUCAACAGGAUGGAACCAAACGCCCCCAACGGUCGACGAACUGGUACAGUUAACUACUCCGAAGAAGAGCUGGAGGAUCUCAUGGAGGUGAUCGUGGAGGAGCUCCCCAUUGACUCGGAACAGUGGAAUACUGUUGUUGCAAGGCAUGCUGUAAAGUAUCCCUUUGAUAGAAGCAAGAAAUCCAUCCGGAAUAAGUACAACGCCAUCAAAAAAAAGAGGAGCUCAACUGGUAACCCCAACAUGCCUAGGUAUGUGAUGCUUGCCAGGCGCGCCCACUACUUGAUUGGAAGGAAAGCGAACCUUGGUACCGGCGAGGAGGACUUUGACAUGAAGAAAGGCUUCAUUGUUAGUGAGGCUGAGGAGGGUUUGGAGAGGAUUCCCUCCGCUGAAGUACAGGAAGGAAGAGCACCGGUUGCACCGGUGAUCCAGGCUGGAGACGCAUCGACUGUAGAGGGGGAGGAGUCACCCACCAUCUUGCCCGUAAAAGUACAGUCUUCUACUCCAAAUAAGAGAUCUUAUUCGAAAGUUCCCGACGCUACUGUAUUCAAUGAGUACUUGAUUAGUCAGCAAGCAAGGGACAAAGAAAAUCGUGAGAUAGCUUUAGAGCAGUCUAAGAUUGCAAAGGAGGCAAGCGAAAUUGCUAAGGAGACCAAUCUGAUGUGGAAGAACGCUCUUGCAAUGGCAAUGAGUUGCUUCCAGCAAUGGCAAAGCACUCAGCUCCAGCCUCCUGUUCUUCAGAACACCGGAACGAACAACGACAACGCGGUUCUUCAUGACAGAACCAACAACGACGACAACGCUGCUGCUUCUUCUUACCAGUCGUCCGCCGACAAACGCCCCGGUACUAGUGCCACCAUUGGCGAAGAAUCCCAUGGUGAAAACAACUAAAAAGGAGACAACAUCGGUUAGUUUGCUUAAGCACUAAUUCAAAUGAACUGUAGUACACGGAUUGUAAUCAACUUAGUGAGCCUUG